Messenger RNA from Archocentrus centrarchus (flier cichlid), 3616 nucleotides. It is a transcript of the gene islr2, whose product is annotated as immunoglobulin superfamily containing leucine-rich repeat 2. Gene Ontology annotation, molecular function: protein binding. Lineage: Eukaryota; Metazoa; Chordata; Actinopteri; Cichliformes; Cichlidae. The coding region runs from base 286 to 2421 and encodes 711 amino acids. The record is from RefSeq and is a predicted model, not a curated record. The transcript is spliced from 2 exons.
GUUCAUUUUCUCGCUCCGCAGCGGCGGGAACGCGCAAAGGCUCCCGAUUCUUGGAGAAGAGGAAAAAUCGCCGUCGGACUGCAACAGCGACUCACCGGGAAAAAAAUGAUCCCUCCACCGACCUUCAUCAACGCUUCCCAGGUCAGCGCAAAGCAUGUGAAAGGAUCCGGAGCUGCUGAGGACUCGAGUUUUUUCAAACAUUAAACUUGUUUCAAGUGGACUGUAAACUCCGAGAGUGAUUUAUAAGAAACAGGAAUUGAAGUUAACAUUGGACAGGUGCAGAAAAUGGCAAGACAGUUCUUACAGCUCCUUGCCUUGUGGACUGUUGUGAUUGGCAUUGUGCAGUGCUGUCCAGAGCAGUGCAGCUGCCAGGAUAAAUUUUCCCAUCAGUUUGCUGACUGUGCUUACAAAGAUCUGCUGAAGGUCCCUGUUGGUCUCCCCUCCAAUGUUACCACCGUAAGCCUUUCUGCCAAUAAGAUCCAAAUCCUGAAAAGUAAAAGCUUUGUUAAUAUCACUCAGGUCACCUCUCUCUGGCUUGCCCACAAUGAACUAGUCACCAUAGAGAAAGACACCUUGGCCCCGCUAGUUCAGCUUCGCAACUUGGACAUCAGCAACAACAAAAUUGUGAACUUUCCAUGGGAAGAUCUGCACAAUCUCACAGCUCUGCAGCUUCUGAAAAUGAACAACAAUGAAAUGGUGAACCUUCCAAAGGAUGCCUUUUCCACACUCAAAGACCUGAGAUCGCUGCGCAUUAACAACAACAAGUUUGCCACCAUCAUCGAAGGAACUUUCAGUCCUCUCACCUCCAUGUCCCACCUGCAGAUUUUUAACAAUCCCUUCACUUGCUCUUGCAGUCUGCAGUGGUUGAGGGACUGGAUCACAACAACUAAAAUUUCCGUCCCCGAGGAAAAGUCAAUUUUAUGCGAGGCCCCUGAACAUCUGAAAGGGACGAUGGUUGUAAAGAUUCCUAAACUGGACUGUGAGCCUCCUGCUGUCACUAUAACAUAUCAGCCAAACAUAGAAAACACAGAUCUCUAUGAAGGUGUUAUGGUCAUCUUAAAUUGUGAGACAAAAGGGAGUCCCAAGCCACAGGUCAGCUGGGAGGUGACUGCAGGAAAUCAGAAUUAUCUGUUCCCGUUGCCUUCAACUGGAGAAAUAAAUGAUUUGCCAAUUAAUGAUAAAACAACCAACAAUCGAUUUCUUGUUUUUAGGAACGGCACUCUCAUAAUCCCCAGUGUGAGUAAAAAGGAAGAUGGAAAUUACAGCUGCUCUGCGGUCAAUGAGUUAGGUAAAGCAGAGAGCGGUGUUAAAGUGACCCUGGCAGGCACCCAAAAGCAAGCCAGCAACACAGUCAUCGAUUCAGCAGAGGACAAGAUCCGUCUAACUGGUAAAAAGCUUGCAGACCCCAAGGCCUCUAAAUUCAAUGUGGUCAGCUCGACAAAGGUUGAUGAAAAGACAAAAGGUAGUCCUGAAACGUCAAAAGGCAAACAUGAUGACGCAGAGCAGACUGGUGUUGUUCCUAAGAAUCCCACUUUUGCAGGCAAGUGUGGUGUUAGAGAAAGCAGUGAAUACAUCUCCAACCAUGCCUUCAACAUGAGCUUGGAGGACCUGAAGCAGUACACCUUUGAUUUUGGUGUUAUUGCAUUAGAAGUAUCAGAGACAGAGGCCAAAGUACAGCUGAAUCCGCUGCAGCUUCCCAAAAGCAAAUCUAAUCUUCAUCUAAGUCAAUCUGAAAACCAGGAAACAGUGAAUAAGGAACCUUUGGGUCUGUACCAGUCCUCAUCUAGCAAGACCACUCUGGACAUUCUCUACCUCUGUGUAAAUACAGGGAAUGGACACACCAUGGUUCAGUGGUCCAUUAUAGAGGAGGGAAUUAAUUCCUACCGUUUCCAUAAUUUACAGCCUGGCACCAAUUACACACUUUGUCUCACCUAUGGGGGGCAGGACUGUCAAGUCCAAGUAGUCUUUGCAACUAGAAAGAAGAUCCCCUCCCUGCUUAUAAUUGUGGUUGUAAGCAUUUUCCUAUUGGGUCUGGCGACUGUCCCCUUGCUGGGAGCCACCUGCUGCCAUUUGCUAUACAAGUAUCAAGGAAAAACCUACAAGCUGAUCAUGAAGGCGCAGAAUCCAGAUCAGAUGGAAAAACAAAUGACAAAAGAUUUUGAUCACAGGCCAUCUUUUGUGGAAUCAGAGAAAACCAGCGAGUUAGGCGAGGGGGAGGUAGAGGCCGAGGGAGAGGAAAGAGAAGGAGAGGAAGAGGCUGAGGGAAGCGUGGUGACCGAGUCCAUCCCCGGAUCAUCAUCCAAGACCAACCAGGAGGAGUUUGAAGUUGGCUCGGAGUACAGUGACAGAUUACCGCUGGGAGCAGAGGCCGUCAACAUCUCCGAGGAAAUCAACGGCAACUACAAGCAGCCAAGCCGCUGAGCUCCGCUGGCCGCUACGAGUAUAUUGUAAAAUAUUUUGAUUUAAAGUAGCCUACAUUCAAGCAGGUAACACACACAUCAUUACUACACGUGAAAAACGAUGCCGUACGAUUUUUUUUUUUUUUUAAGGUGGAUCAUUAACUUUUUUACCUCAGAAAGUACUCCUUCAAUCACCGCAAUUGUGAAUGAAUUCAUGUGACAUUUGUAGUUUCUGUAAGGUUAAAACGAGUAACUCACGUUUACAAAUCAGGCACAGAUUUAUAUCUUUUAUCAGACCUCAAAACCGACGGGAAAGCAGCAACGUUUACCCUAACUGUAAAACAGACGCAUGUGGGCGGGGGCGCAAAUUGUGCAAAGGCGAGACAUGGAGAGAUAGGCUUAAUUCAAGUUUAAAAAAAAAAAAAAAAAGUAUACAAAAUUUUAUUGUCGUAUUAGGGGGCGUAGAAACAAGCACAAAAAAAUGCAAAAUUUUUGAAGCCAUUUUAAAUAAACUGACAUCAGGGACAGGCUUCUCUUUCUGAGUCUGUGCAACGCUGUUAAACUCUCAUAACGGCUAUUUAACAUCUCAGGUGUCGGCAGUCUGGCUCCACUCGACUUGUCCACGAAACUAGAGAAAGAUUAGGAUUAAUGUGUUUGACAAAAUGAUAUUUGCGCUUGGCGCUGUUGCACCUGACAGCGCACACAGCAGCGCCCUGCCCGCUGUACUGUGCGUCCAAAAUGGGAAAUUGCGCUUUCAGAGGUGAUGUGCUUGACGGGUUCCAGGUUAUUUUCCAACGAAAUGUUGUUUCACGUAAUGUAAGGCUUUAAAAUGUGCGACUUUAACCUCUUAAUCGACGGGUGCUCGUUGUACUCUCGCUUUUUACAGUGAACGUGUCCAUGGCAUGUCACUCCUUGUGCGGUUUUCUAUUAGUGUAGUCUAUAUAGGACUUUAGAUGUGACUGUCUACUUGUGAUGUAAAGCCACGUGAAUUUUCUUUUUUUAUGAAUUUUUCAAUGAAGUCCUAACAAAUGGGCGCAGUGAGCGUCUGGCGGCUUCACUGUCUUGUAAUUUGAUAUGUAUAGUGAUUUUUUUGUGAUCUAUGUUGUAAAACGAAAGCACACACACACACACACACACACACAAAAAAAAACGUGACCUUUUAAGAUUUUUUGAUAUAAUUUUAUGUAAGUGGAAUUAAUAAAACAUAUGAAACUAUA